UUCGUUCACCAUAAGACAUCACAAAGAGAAAGUCACAAGCAUCUGCAAUUCUGGAUUCCAAUGAUGCUAAGUGAAGAGCCAAUUUGUGAAGUGAGGAGAGAGGUCACUGGAGCAUUCCAGGCAAAAAGAACAGCAGGUGCAAAGGCCCAGAGGAUCAUUCUGGGCAGUCUUCCUGAUGCCAUCACAGCCUCUGCCUGAACCGCAACAGGAAGGUCCAAAGCAGCAGAUGCAAACCCAGACGGGGCAAACUGGUGGAUUACUCUGUGUCCAGAAAAAUGGAGCUCAAGGCCACGAACAGAUACACCAUCCCAGGGAACCUGGCUGUCUCUCCCUAUCUGACCAUGGGGCUGUUGGCUAUUGGCUGGUUCUUCACUCGCUGGUACUUUGUUUAUGAAGCCACCUCCACCAAGCACACUCAUGAUAUGUACAAAAAGCUUCUCAUCUCCUUGGUGACCUUGCUAUUCAUUGACUUUGGAGUUCUCUUCCUGUUGCUCUGGGUUGGCAUCUACAUAUGAGGUCCUAAGGGAUCCAACCAGGUGGAUUCAUUGAAUCUUGGUUUUUGUCAAUUAAUUUUUUUUUAACUAUUGCUGGAAGUGUCCCACCUGCUGCUCACAGUAAAGGCAGAUGUGGAAAGAAGAAAGAAAGAAGGAAGGAAGGAAGGAAAGAAAGAAAGGAAGAAAGAAGAAAGAAAGAAAGGAAGGAAGGAAGGAAGGAAGGAAGGAA
Molecule: messenger RNA, 723 nt
Organism: Balaenoptera ricei (Rice's whale)
Lineage: Eukaryota; Metazoa; Chordata; Mammalia; Artiodactyla; Balaenopteridae
Product: transmembrane protein 258-like
Exons: 3
Coding region: 276-515 (79 amino acids)
Biological process (GO): protein N-linked glycosylation
Cellular component (GO): membrane-bounded organelle
Source: RefSeq, a predicted model, not a curated record